This is a messenger RNA of Archocentrus centrarchus (flier cichlid), 694 nucleotides long. RefSeq names its product T-cell surface glycoprotein CD3 zeta chain-like. The transcript has 7 exons. The coding region runs from base 99 to 476 and encodes 125 amino acids. NCBI's taxonomy places the organism in Eukaryota, Metazoa, Chordata, Actinopteri, Cichliformes, Cichlidae. The record is from RefSeq and is a predicted model, not a curated record.
GAUCAAAGUGAUCACGGAGAUUAGUGUGAGGCAACCAGAAGCAACCAGUUCUAUUAAGAUAGAAAAACAGAUAGGCUUGUUUUUACAGACGGAGAGCCAUGGACACACUGAGGAAAGGUGCGUUUGUGCUGUCCGUGCUCGUGGUGCCUGUUUCCUGUUCUGGUGAUUUUUUCAGCGAACCAGUGAUCUGCUACUUCCUGGAUGCAUUUCUGAUAAUUUAUUGCAUCAUUGUGACAGGAUUCUUCUUCAGAGAAAAGUUUUCCAAAUACCCAGCUGUUGGAGUGCCUCAGGAGCAGGAACAAAAUGGCAUUUAUCAGGAACUUGAGAGACCAAAUGAUGCUGAUCCUUAUGAGGUGCUUGAUCCAUCAAAGCGAAAGAAAAAAGCUGGCAAGAAAAAGAAACGUGUGACGGAGAAGGACCCCUUUGAGUCUUUGAUUCCCAGUACCUCGUCUCCUCCUCCUCUGUCUCCCCACUGACAUCCUUUAGUGUGAGCAACGGUGUUGCUAAACACCGUUGCUCACAAUUACAAAUACAAUUACAAAUAACAAAAAUUCAAUCUAUUCUGUGCUUUCAGCUUCUCAAAUAUGAGGAUUUGAUGCAUUUUUUUUGAUUAGACAAAACAAUUUUUUUCUAAAGUCAUUUUGUAUUUGUGCUAUGCUGUGAUAAGCUUUUCUCUUACAUUAUGUAAUUAAAA